ACAUAUUGGCCAGUUUCUCAAAUCUUUAACAACCUUUUUAUAAUAUGUUGAAAAUCUAACUUGUUAAAUUUGUAUUUCACAGCAAGUGAAACAUACCGUCUCACAGUGUUACCCCUCUCUCUCUCCACUCCCCUCUUGUCAUUCCCAGCUCACUCUAUUUUGGUCCCUCGCUGAGUCAGAUGGACAGUUCCCAACUUAGAAUGACACAAACAGGCAGAUCAACUCUUCCUGAAUUCAGGGCACCUGAAAAUACUGAGAACUUUAAAAUACACUGAUAAUCAACCGUGGGAACUGCAAAAGUAAAAGGUGGAGGAUAUUACCAAGAUGGAGGAAAGUGAGCGACUGGACUCGGAGCCAACGGAGCUGCAGGAACUCCAGGGUGGAGCUUCAGAGUCCAUGAGCCAGGAUGAUGAAGACGAGUUGGAGGAACUGCAGAACAGUCUACGAGAGAUUGUCCAGGACCAGUCUGUGAAACCCAAAGUCCAGUGCCUGAUGGUGGAUCCAUCAUUCUCCAUGGUGACAGUUCAGAGCGAGGACAGUGGUAUUGUUUGGGAGACAGCCUCCAGCCGCUGCUCUACUCCCUGGGCCUCUGAAACAAGUUCAGUCUCUGAAGCCUGCAGCAUGGAGGGCCCUGGAGCCGCAGGAAAUAUCACCAUUGUCUUUGAUGAGGAGAAAAUCGUCCGCAGGAGGACAAGAUCCGGAGGAAGGAGCAGCAGGCUAGGGGACAGGCUGAGCCGACCUGGUAGUUCAAGAUCGGCUUCAGCUCUGGGAGUGGAGAGAGCGGAGAUGGCAGAGGUUUCUCUUCCCAACGUCAAACAGGAGAAAACCGAAACAGAGCCAAACUUGAAAGAACUCAAAAGCAAAGAUCAGCAGCUGUUUAGUUUGAUUUCAGAAGGUUAUGAGAUUCUCAACAUUAGAGUCCCCUCCAAACUUCCCACUGUGGAUGAGGAGGAGAACACAGAGCUGCAGGAUAACUUGUCUUACCUGGACCAGACUCCGAAGAUCAGGUCUCGAAACCACAGUGAAUGGAUACGGCAACAGAAUCAAGUCCUGUCAGCGGAAGGGGAAAUACUAGAUAGCAAGGAGCAUUCAAAGCAAGAUUCUUGCCAGGAUUCAGUGGACACAGAGCUUGGAUACACACCUGCUCAGAAAGUGAACACCAGUGACGUGGACUACUUUGAGAAAUUUACCCUUUUGGAUGAGACGGUUCCUGGAGAACAAGCUUCGAUGCUACAGGAGGAGGCAGAGCAGCCUGCAGUGAAACCCCAAGCAGAGGAGCAAACACCUACUAAGGAGAUAGUCAAAGACAGCCCUUCUGCGCCAGAAGACUCCUUUGUCUUAGUUGCAGAUGUGGACAUAGUUGGGGAACACCUGGAUGAGGUUUUCUACGGAGAAGGAGCUGCUACUGAUGCUCUGCAGGGGAGAGAAGAUGGUGAGGCCAGGAUUAGAACGAGACGAGAGAGUCAGAGAUCGAUGAAGGAGAGUGGUUCAGUGCUGUUUGGGAGUGAAGAGACCACCCUCACCCCUAUCUAUAUCUCCCCUGGGCCUCCAAAGAUCAUUGAUCCCAUCCUUCUGGAGGAGCCCACCGCCAUGUCCUUCAUGUACUCAGACCUUUACGAGGAUGCUGUAGGUGAGAGGAGGAAGAGUGACGAGGAAUACUCUGAGGCAGAAAGUGUGACAUCUGAGAAGUCUUAUGAGAGAUGUUUGUCAGAUUCAGAGGAGGCAGAGGGGUACCUGGAGAAAUUCAUUUUGAAGGAUGAAACACCCACAGUGGAGGUUCAACCAGAGUCAAUGGAGCAUGAGAGGGAGGGGAGGAUGAUGUGGUCGCAGAGUAAAUUCGAAACGACAGGAUGUUUAACAAGAGUGAGGAAAGAAGAAGAUGAGGACAUGAAAAAGACAGAUGCACCAAAGGAGGGCAGUGGCGGAAGUAGAAGUGAAGAUUUACAAUCAGCAUCAAUUAAAAAGAAAGGAGAUAUAGUUACAGGAAAAGGCGGGGAAGAAAUACAACUCUUCACGAUAACUGAAAAGCAGCCUGUGAAAGAAGCCUUAGAGGAAUCUAUUCAAGACUCUAAACUGAGAAAGGAUCAGAUGGAGGAUUGGGAAGCAGAACGUGAGAUGAAAAGAGACCAGACUGAACCUCCUGAGAGCAGCACCAAUGAGCCACUUUCUGAAACUCAAGCAGAGAAAACAGAGGAGGGUGGCAAGCAUCAGAGAGAAGAGGAGCGCAUUACUGAAAUCCAGCAGUCAAAUCAGACACAAAAAGUCGUGGAAAUCAACGGUGAAGUGCUUGUGAAGGCUACAGAAGAGAAAGAAAGGAAAGCACCUGUAAACAGUGAGGUGCCUGUACUGGAUGUUAAAUCUAAAAUACAAACAGAAACCACAGAUAAGAAAUUGUCUGAAGAGACAGUUACUGAAACAAAGAUGGUGGCUGCUGGUGAAAAAAUAACAACAGUGGCCAAAGCAGAGGCCCCAGCUGAAGUCAAAGAACCUAAAGAGGAAAUGUCCACCUUGACUGAAUCCUCAGGUGAAUCAACUGAAACAUUACAAUAUAAGAAAAAAGAAGCAGCAGAAGUUAUUCUUGCAGAUGUUGCACCCGUUGAGGUCAUCACUGACUGUGAUUGUGCAGUACAUGCAGUAGUGGAAGUAACUGAAAAAGUACUGAGUGACAAAGAGAUUCAAACCCAAGUUCAGAUUGAUCUUCAGGAAAGAGCAAGUGCUGAGACAUCAGCUCCUGAAGGAGAAAAAGAACGUGAAGUUAAAUUGCCUGAAUUUGUUUCUAAAACUGGGCAGGAGUCACAGGUUAAAAUUGAGAUUUUGCCUGAAGAAGUGAAGACAAAUUCAGAGAAGAAACACCAUGAAGUCCUUGAUUUCAAGCAGCAUCAACAAGAAGAGUCAGUAACUGAUAGUGCAGCAGGUAAAACAAAGCUGAUAACUGAAGUGAAAUCACCCACAGCAGGUGUUGGGACUGCUGAUCAGGACAUGACGGAUGUUAAUGAUGAGUUAAUCCUCCUCGUCCCCAAAGGACAAACUGUAGAGCUCAGUAUUGAUCAGUGGUCGGGCAAGAUUACAAGUGAUGUAGCUCUUCCUGAACCAGAACAUCUCAUAGCACCUGAAGAUUCAGUGGCACCCUCAGAGACUCUACGGGCACUGAUGGAAGGCACAAAGACAGUGCCUCAAUUGGAAGUAGAACCAGAAAUUACUGUAAUGGAAGCAGAACUACUUAUAAAUCACUUAGACAGGAAGUACUCACCAGCACCUGUGGAGGAGGAGCAGAAGAUGCAGAGGGACUUAGAAGAAGACAAAGGCAUCUUUUCUCCUCUGAGAAGCUUUACUCCCCAGGAGGAUUUAUCAAGGCUGCACAGAGAGGGUAUGCAGUUUGAAGAAGGAGAUGGAGAACAAAGGGCAGAGAUGCACAAGAUAGAAGAUGCCCCAGAAAGCAACAUUACUAAAGAGCGUGGAGCUCAGUAUACUGAUCUACACACAGAGGAUGUCAAGCACAAUGAGUACAAUGAGGUGGCUCCAGAGGUGCUUGUUGAGGAGCUUGAUUAUGUGGUCAUAUCUAAACAGGAUGCAAAAGACAUGCCAGAAUCUGGAAUACAGAGAGAUGCAGAGGAACCAAGACCCGUGUCUAGUCAGGACAGAGACAUAGAAGUGCAGAUGGAGGGGAAAGUAUUCGAUCUGUCAGAAGAUCGAUUACCAGAAGAAGAGAUCAUAGAAGCUGACUAUGAAAUCAUUGAUGCAGAAGAAGAAAGACAAGCCCGACUCACUGCUGAGCUGCAGGGGAUGGACUGGUUCUGUCUCACCUGUGGAUGUCUGCUAUCAGAGGACGACUGUGUUUCUGAAGAGCAUUGCAGCCAUGAGGUGAACAAUGUGGACAAAGCCUAUGAGGAAAUCAAGGAGAAGCUUGGUGACUGGAUCUCAGAGCUUCAAGGCAGAUCAGAGAACAUUGAAGACAUGGUGGCUGAGCUGGAGCUGGCCUACAACUCUGUAGAGGACAUGAGUGUGGAGUGCGAGGCGGCGAUGCAUGCACAGAAUGAGGAGAUGAUGGCUCUGGUGAUGGAUCAGUACAACAACAUGUCCAUCAGCAUGGAGGAGGAGAAAAAGACCAAGCUGGAGCAGCUGUAUGAUCAGAUUGUCUCCUUCCAGGAGAGCAUAGACUCCGCCAAGGCCACUCUAGAGACCACAGCCAGAGAGGCUGAGACUGAUGCACGGGUGACUCAAUUAACAGCAAAGAAGGGUUUUAACACAAACUUGCUCUUGUGGCCAGAAGCUAAAUGUUGUGGUUGUGUCAGGCUCAAGGCAGCUCUGGACUCAGCCAUGUCACUGGAGCUGGGUCCCAGAGGACUACUGGUGUUUGAGGACUAUGCCAAGGGCAAUGCUUCCAGCUCACACCAUGCACAACGCAAAGGAAUCCCAGUGCCUCAGAGGCCCACGCUGCAGCCCCAGGAGCCGGGCUCAGCCACCAGCUCCAGUGUCACUGUUUACUGGAAAGUCAACCCUGGGGACAUCAUAGACUGCUUCCAGAUCUACUGUAUGGAGGAUCCACAAGGAGCUGUGUCAGAAGAGUACCGUAUGACAGUGAAGGAGAGUUACUGUGGCCUGGAGGAACUGGAGCCUGACAAGACCUACAAGGUGUGGGUGAUGGCUGUCAACUAUACUGGCUGCUCUCUGCCCAGCGAGAGACUCACCUUCAGAACUGCUCCAUCGGUGCCAGUGAUUGACACAGAGCGCUGUUCUGUCAUGUGGGAUUCGGCCAUACUGAGGUGGACCUCAGCAAAACAGCCUCUUGAGCACAGUUACAUCCUGGAGUACUGCCGCCAGUAUGAAGUCGAGGGAGAGGGGCUCAGGUCAAUCUCAGGUAUCAAAAGCUGCGAACAAGGGGUUGUCCUGCAGCCUAAUGAGAAUUACCUGUUUUACAUCAAAGCUGUGAACGACGUUGGAGCCAGUGAACAGAGCGAGGCUGCUCUCAUUUCCACAAAAGGGACAAGGUUCCACCUGUUGAACACCUCGGCUCACCCUGCUUUGGAGCUGUCAGUGGACCAGACCACCCUGCACUAUUCCCAGGACACACACGACAACACACCAUUCGCAGACAAACAGUGUCCAUCCAUCCUGGGUGAGUUGUUGCCGGCACGAGGGCGCUACUACUGGGAGACCAUUGUGUCAAGAAGUGCAGCUUACAGGCUCGGGGUGGCGUACAGCACAGCCAACAGAAACAGAUCACUAGGGGAGGACACUCAGACAUGGUGUUUGCAGUGUGUCCCCACAGCAUUUGGCUGCAGGUAUCAGUUGCUCCACAAUGAGGUUCAGUCCACUGUGUUUGUGACUGAGAUGCCUGAGCGAGUGGGGACUCUUCUGGAUUACCAGCUUGGUUGUCUAUCUUUCUACAAUGCCCAGAAUGGUCAGUUGUUAGGUGCCUUCAGCCAGCACUUCACCCAGCCCUGCCACCCUGCUCUGGCCCUGGAGAUGCCGGGCAGCCUGGAGGUCAGCAUGGUGCCGGAGCUACCGGAGUUUACCAAGGACAGCUAGCUCUGCUAUCUGCCUCACACCACAAAGAGUUUAAAGUUCAUGUUGGACAUUUGUUCAUUUGAAUUAUCUCAUCAUGAGGGGACAUAAAACAUACUAAUCUCCACAGUAAAGGCAACAUAUUGGGUCCCAUUUAUCCAAAGAAGACCUCGUUUUCACACCUGUUUUUACUAAAAAGGAACUUGAUCAGCAUAGAACUCAAUUUAAAUUUUUUUUUUUUUUGAUUGAACACUAAUUCAAUUUAACAUCAUUUUGUAUCAGAAAUGAAAAUGCCUUGUACAUACCAAAAACAGAGGCAGUACAAAUGAAUAAUGUAUGUGUGGGAGGACUGGAUUGAAACUCAGUGGCAUGACAUGCUUUCACAGGCGAGUGCCUUGUAUUUUGUUUCAUCAAGGAGCAUCAUUUUGUAAUUCUGACCAUUAAGUAUGCUGAUGUGACCGUUUUGUACUGAGGUGUAACUGUUUUGUGAUUUACUCACUUUAGUUGUCCCUGUUUCUGCACACUUACUUACAGAUACUGUGAGUAAAGGCUCUGACAACAUACUGAAGCAAAUACACACUGUAGGCAUACUGAGAUAAACAAAUGUUUUGCCAUCCCAAAGUUUACACAGCAAGUGUUAUUUCUCCACAAAAUAUAGAAUAGUGCUUUUGAACUGUUUUAUAUUGUGAAUAGGCCUAUUUUGUGUAAAUAACCUUUGUAAACAGAUGUGAUCAGUUCCAUAUUUUGUUAUGUGUGACUGAUGGCUUACUUUCCCUGUCUUGUAAAGUGAUUUUCCCAUCAGAGCUGAAUGAACAUAAUUAUUUUUCUAUUUGCAUUUCUAUUCCAUUUCUAUUUGGUUGUUGUUAUUAGUUCUCUAACAUAUAAUCACCACCAGAGGGUGUCAGUUCUCUAUUAGCCUUAAUACGGGCUCAGAACAUUGGAACAUGUUUAUAUUCGUUCCCCUCCUAAAUGUGGACAAACUGCUUUUUCAACUAUAAAAUCCAAGGCAGCUGGUAGCUGAACUACACUUUAAGUAAAACGAGAGUGACAGCAGGGUUUGAGAAGCACCCGAAACCACAAUUUACUUAAAAAAAUCCUAUGGCCAUGUAUUUUUCAUCAUCUUGUACAUUUACCAAAAUUAAAAUAAAAAUGUGUAAAGUUCAAUACACAAGUUAAAUACAAACAAAAAUGUGAGUUGAAUGGGGUUUUUCUGUUACAGUUAAAAUGGCCUUCAGGCCAAAAUCAGUGAGUUAUAUUUCCACUACCGAUCCUAACAACUUCUGCAGAUUCUUUCAUGCAUGUAGAUUCCAGAUGCCUUUUUAUGACUAGUAUGAGCUACUGUAGAUUUGUGGUCUACACACCAGAGGGCAUGUCAUUUCUCAGUUAUUAUAGUAAUAUUUUCCAGUCAUCAAUACUGUUUCCCUCUCAUCUCUGAUAC
Molecule: messenger RNA, 6943 nt
Organism: Monopterus albus (swamp eel)
Lineage: Eukaryota; Metazoa; Chordata; Actinopteri; Synbranchiformes; Synbranchidae
Gene: cmya5
Product: cardiomyopathy associated 5
Exons: 13
Coding region: 325-5529 (1734 amino acids)
Cellular component (GO): cytoplasm
Molecular function (GO): protein binding
Source: RefSeq, a predicted model, not a curated record